CAGGGAUCCCAUUCACAAUCAAGUUGCACAGCGAAAGAUCAAAAACGAGGAGGAUGAGCAGUGUUUGGUUAAGCAAAAUGGAAAACAUAGAACACACAACAGUAUCCACAAAUGGCAUAAAGAUGCACGUAGCAUCAAUAGGGACAGGUCCUGAAAUCCUUUUCCUUCACGGCUUUCCUGACCUCUGGUACUCAUGGCGACACCAACUUCUUUCUCUUUCUUCGCUUGGUUACCGCUGCAUAGCUCCUGAUCUUCGUGGCUAUGGCGACACCGACGCACCUGAACCUGUGAAUCAGUAUACUGUUUUCCACAUUGUCGGAGACCUGAUCGGGCUUCUUGAUUCGCUUGGGAUCCAGCAAGUCUUUUUAGUGGGUCAUGAUUGGGGAGCCUUAAUAGCUUGGUCCUUGUGCAUAUUCAGACCUGAUAGAAUCAAAGCCCUGGUGAACACGAGCGUCGCCUUCAUGCCGAGGAUGCCACAACUGAAGCCUCUGGAUGCGUUCAGGAUGAUGUUCGGCAACGAUUACUAUGUCUGCCGAUUUCAGGAACCUGGAGAGGCUGAAGAGGAGUUUGCUCAAGUUGAUACUGCUAGAUUGAUUAAAUCAUUUUUCACAUCUCGGGACCCAAAGCCACCUUGCUUCCCUAAGGAAGUAGGAAUCAAAGCUUUACCAUGUCCUCCAAGCUUGCCCUCAUGGUUGACAGAAGAAGAUGUCGACUACUACGCUGCCAAAUUUAACCAGAGUGGCUUCACCGGAGGAUUGAAUUAUUAUCGAAACAUGAACCUGAACUGGGAGCUUACAGCUGCAUGGACUGGGACGGAAAUCAAAGUGCCAGUGAAGUUCAUCGUCGGAGAUUUGGAUCUUGUCUACCACAUUCCUGGUAUGAAGGAAUAUAUACACAAUGGUGGGUUCAAGAAAGACGUGCCUCUUUUGGAAGACGUUGUUGUAAUGGAAGGUGUAGCUCACUUUCUGAACCAAGAAAAGCCAGAGGAAAUUAGUAAACACAUCUAUGAUUUCAUUAAGAAAUUCUGAUCAGAAAUAAUCGGCGUAUGUUGUUUGUGUUUCACGGUUGCUGUGUUGUUCCUCAACUUCAAUUCAGUAAAUAAAAAUGCACCAUCUAAUUGUGCUACAAUGUU
Manihot esculenta (cassava) is the source of this 1132-nucleotide messenger RNA. RefSeq names its product epoxide hydrolase A. The transcript is spliced from 2 exons. Bases 54 to 1028 code for a protein of 324 amino acids. The record is from RefSeq and is a predicted model, not a curated record. Lineage: Eukaryota; Viridiplantae; Streptophyta; Magnoliopsida; Malpighiales; Euphorbiaceae. Gene Ontology annotation, molecular function: hydrolase activity.